Gadus chalcogrammus (walleye pollock) is the source of this 3051-nucleotide messenger RNA. RefSeq lists its product as uncharacterized. Bases 209 to 1210 code for a protein of 333 amino acids. The record is from RefSeq and is a predicted model, not a curated record. The transcript has 2 exons. Lineage: Eukaryota; Metazoa; Chordata; Actinopteri; Gadiformes; Gadidae.
CUUUCCCUCCUAAUUUGAACUUCAGUCUUUCUCAGUGAGCAGCCGUGAACUCGAUUUUCCUCUGAAUCCACUCUGAAUCCCUUUCAUUGAUAAACUUUUUUUAGGAGCACUUUAUCCUCCUUUUUUUCUCUUUCAUUUAUACCUUUAUAACUUUAUACUUUAUAAGGCAGAACACAUUUUCAUCACAGAAAAGAUAAGUCGAGCUGAGAUGGCCUAUGAAAGAUGUCCUACUCUGUUCCUCGCCCUCCUGCUCUGCUUGUCCCCAUGGCCUGCCUCUGGAGGUCCAGAAACAAAUCAUCUAACCUAUAAUGGUGAAACUUGCGUUGAUGAAUGUCAGUAUUAUGAGUCUAAGGCAUACUACUGGUGCAAAACUGCUAUCGGCUGGGGUUACUGCUCUCCUCAGCAAGACGAGACCUACAAAGGUGAAAAUUGUCGGUCAGAUCAUAAAUGUGGACAUUAUGGCUAUGAGUAUAGCUGGUGCUACACAACAAACAACGGAGACUAUGACUACUGUGGACUUGUGGUUCCUAGAAUAUGUCAAGAAGAAGUCGCUCAGCUAACCUAUAGCUUGGAAAACUGCAUUGAUAACUGCACGUAUUCCGAGAACUACUUCUGGUGCUAUACUAAAAACAGCUGGGGCUACUGCUCUCCUAGUCAAAACCUCACCUACAAGGGCACACCUUGUCGGUCAGGUCAUGAAUGUGGGAGCCAUGGCUAUAGCUAUAGCUGGUGCUACACAACAGACAACAAUGACUAUGACUACUGUGGACAAAUUCUAUCCCUCCCGACAUGUCAUGAUGUUUCUCGCUUCAAACGAGCAACAGACAUAAGGGAAAACUGCAUUAUAGAGGGAAGCGAUUACACAGUAGAGCCAACGGAUAAAAUAAUGAAACCCACUAAUAAUUCGUAUAAUGACGCAUUGAAUUUAAUCGAAGAAUGCAAUGACUUUGCUUUGGGUUGCCAGGGAAGAUCUAAUUUGCGGAGAUCAAAGUCUCUUCGCAUUGACAACCAGGGGAUGACAUCUGACGGAUAUAUCAACCUGCAAAUCCAGCAUAAUGUCCAACGAAGCUCAGAUCGGAGCACCACACUGGCUCAGAUCCUAGUUCCUAUUGAUACCUCAGUCUUGGAGAUACGCUCUGCCUUUAGAGUGAGCUUAGAUCGUAGGGCAAAGGUCCAAAAGAUAACGAAAAUGUCCAAAGCAUCAGCAUAAUUUGCCCUUGCCUAGUACAUUUCCAGGACAAGCUGCCCACCUAUCACCAUCUUUGAAAGUACAAUGCUGCCACCUUUUGUGGAUGAGAACCCUAGUAGUGGGAAAUCUGGCUCGUCUGGCAUAGCGGUUAAUCUAUCUCAGCGCAAAUACCACUAAUUGGGAAAAGAUCCGGUGGUCGUAUCCGGUCAAAAUAUGCGGUAUCCGCAAGGCCACAAAGCAAUUAAAAGCAGAGCAACGAGUUCCAACAACUGCAGUCGCCAUAAUUUCUCCCUCCAUGAUGCUUGUAUGUGACACCCUACAAUAACCUGCCAAAAUAUGCGUGAAUGCUGAUUCUAAUGUGAAUCAAUGUACAACCAUGUUAUUCUGAAUCCAGAAACACAAAAAGCAUAAAUACAGCUCAUCUUCAUGCAGAACUAAUGCUUUGCUGUUAAACUUAAUUAAACUGAACAGGCUUCUGUAACUUGCCUUAUGUUAUCCUAAUAUGUGUUGAUCCUUGUAUGUUAUUUGCUGUAAUUAUCGGCGAUCGCACACUGUAUCAGUGCGGUGUCACUAUGUAAUAAAAUCCACAUGUAAUCCAAUGUGACCUCAUGUAUCACAAACUGAAAUGUAUUCAUAUCCAACAUGGAGGGACUUCUUUCUCUCUCUGGCCAAGAGCUCUUUUUGCUGUCCUUGCUUAUUUUCCCCUGGGGCGCCCGCUGUCUACAACUUACUACCUACUCUGCUAUCCUGCUCCAUCUGGACUCACCACUAUGAACACUGUGCCUGGGAGGCUACCCGUUCGCCAACCUCUCUGGCGUUGAAGCGCGUAAUUCGAUUUUGGGCCAUCAGAUUAUAAUCUCUGUUUUAUCUUCCUUUAUCUUAUUUUAUGUAAUUUUUGUAUCAAUGUUACACCACUUUAUUGGAGCCAUUUUUAUAAUACUCUUUUGAAUUGAAAAGUAAAAGAAAACCAAAGAAAAAGUGAAACCUUGUUUUCCGACUCGAUUAUUUGGUUUCUGAUUGCUACUCUCUGACAUUGUCAUCCAAUUCAGGCGGUCAAGAGAAAACUUCUUUAAUCAAGUGUGAUUUAUUAGCCAAAGCUGUGUGAGGUCUUUGAUAUGCUGCUGGUCAGAACAACUAAACAUUACUGUCGGCGAGGCUACUUAAAGCAAACACUACCCGUGUCCUUAGUUCACCUAUUGGCCAAACCUCUCAUCUCCUCACUAUCAGAGCCCUUCCUCGAGCGGCUGCAUAGAACCAGAGCCCGUCUACGAAGAGCCUGGGCACUCCCUAUACGCCCCAUUGUACCGAUUUUGGUUGUAGUUCCAUGAGACAUCCACUGGGGGUGAUCGCGGGCGAGUCCAGAUUGAAUGGGAGUCUAUGGGGCUAGACGGCUAAUUAUGCCUCUUUCACCUGCUUGUCGUUGAAAUAUCGCAAAUUUUAUUGUAGAUUCCGCAAGUUCAAUAUAGAUUAUGGUUCAAAAGUCAAACGAGUGAGUACUUAUGUCCUUUCGAUUUCUUACAGUUUGGGCCGUUGUUGGCCAUACACGCUAGCAUUCUGCUAAUGAAUGCUGAUUGGUCAGGGACGGACUUGCGACUGAUUACGACCAGAGACCCCUCUUGACGGCAUCUGAAGCUGAAGAGCAAUCAGAAACGUCUUAACUCAAUUUUUGCGUACUGUAUUUAUAUUUUCCUGCAGGCCCUUUUAUUUUUUAGAUAGUAUGUAUGGUGAAAGUACAUGGGCAUAAAUGGAAUUUCUUCCAUUUCUUGUGUUCAAUGUUCAAUGUGUUAUAUACAUGGUAGGUACGGUAUGACCACCUUAAAUAAUACAGUCAAUGUCCCGCUCAAUAUCAUUUCAUCUGUCAU